Molecule: messenger RNA, 606 nt
Organism: Trichoderma harzianum CBS 226.95
Lineage: Eukaryota; Fungi; Ascomycota; Sordariomycetes; Hypocreales; Hypocreaceae
Exons: 2
Coding region: 1-606 (201 amino acids)
Biological process (GO): mycotoxin biosynthetic process
Source: RefSeq, a predicted model, not a curated record
AUGCCCAACUCUGCUGCAGACGCGACAUGGGAGGAAUGGGAACUUACUCGUGUUUUUCCCGUUACCCGUUCUGACAUUAUAAGACUUGGAAAAGAUCCAGAAACAGCGGUAAAGCUUGAUUCAGAGACAUGGGGACUAGGCGACGACGCUUAUGCCACUGCCUUAGAUAUCUAUCAUCAGCUUCAUUGCGUUAAUACUCUCCGGCAGAUUGCGUACGGGACCUAUUAUAACGUGCAAAUGGGUAAUCCUGAUGGUAUUAAUGCUACGCUGCGCGAAAUGCACAUCAACCACUGCGUUGACAUCCUGAUGCAGGCGAUACAAUGUAGUGGAAAUGCAAAUCUCAUCACAUUCCAUUGGGUCGAGAAACUACAGCGUCCCUUUCCAGAUAUGUCUAUCGAUCGGAAGUGCAUCAACUUUGACAAGCUCACCGAUUGGCGCCUGGCAAACACCAUUGACAUGAAGAAAUGGGCAGAGCAUAUGAAGAAGCCAAAUGGAGUGAAAGAAGAGAAAAUGGCAGAUCAAUAUUACGGUCCGAAUGACUUGCAAAAUCCGAAUCAUCAUGGUGGGACACAUGAAGAUGUCGACCUAUGGCCUGAGCGGGAUUGA